CGGUGACAUAUUUCCUGCGAACGUUAUCCUCCUUUAUAUCAAAGUUUCUCUACAAGCUCCUUCCAGUAUAGUUUUUCAGCUCCAACGGGUUUGUCGAGGUAGAGGAAAGUUAGAUAGUGUCAAGUAGUCUUCACGCGUUUUGCUUGCAGAUCAUUAAGCCACGCGUAUCUGCUGAUCUGAGUCAAGCGCACCGAGCCAUAUCUCACUCCAACUUGUAAACCACAAAAGGCUUCCCUCGCCCAGCUUUAAAUCAAUAUACAAGUGCAAUCAUGCGCUCAGUUUCGGGUCCGCAGUCACCGAAGACACCACAAACAAAAAGGAACGUUCUGCUUGGCGGUGCAGGCCCACCGCCAGCCCAGAGAGCUAGCCCCAGUAUAAGGCCCAAAACCAGCCCUACUGUGAAAGGGGCACUACGAAGAAAUCUGGAUGCUUCUUUCAGCAACAGCUCCAAUAUUCUGGUUUUUUGCCGCCUCCGGCCUUUUUCCUCAGCAGAAGAGGUGGGACAGGCCUCGGUAUCGGUGCACAAUAUCGACGAUAAGACGGUUACUGUGGACGAAAAAGAGUCUUCUACAACAUUCAAAUACGAUCACGUCUUUCUGUCAGAUGCUAACCAGGAAACUGUGUAUAACGUGGUGGGAAAAAAAACCCUCGAGGAUCUUUUCCAGGGCUUCAAUGGUACAAUCCUUGCAUAUGGCCAGACAGGUGCUGGUAAAUCACAUACGAUGUUUGGCGAGAUGAAAGGGGCCCGAACAGGCCUUGGACUUAUUCCGCGGAUUGCAGAAAACAUCUUCAAACACAUUGCUGCAGGCUCGUCAGACGUGCAAUAUACUGUAGGCGUUUCACUCAUGGAGAUUUACAAGGAGCAUAUCGUGGAUCUCCUCCAUCCACAAUCAAAAGCACGUGAAUACCUAAUUCAGCAGGAUCCUGCCAAUGGUGUUCAUGUUAAGGGCCUAUCACAUGCUUUUGUGGCAACGCCCGAGGAAAUGGACUUGAUUUUCUGGCAGGGAUACCAGCUGCGGAAAAAGGGCGCCACGGCCCUCAACGCAGAAUCAUCCCGAUCACACGCAAUAUUUCAGGUGACACUCACCCAAAACAACACUGUCGAUGGAGAGUUGAAGAAAAGCAAUUUGUUCUUGGUAGAUUUGGCCGGCUCCGAGAAGUUUGACCGCUCAGGCUCGCAGGGCAACACGCUAGAAGAAGCUAAAAAAAUCAAUCAAUCCCUUUCCACGUUAGGCCUCGUCAUUAAUUCUCUUACUGACCCGAAAUGUGCAUACGUGCCAUACCGAGACUCCAAACUCACCAGAAUUCUUCAGGAAUCUUUGGGAGGCAACUCUCGGACGACGUUGAUUGUCAACGUGUCCCCUGCCUCUACCAGCACAUCUGAGAGCAUGUCCACCCUUAGGUUUGGCACGCGAGCCAAAAAUAUUCGCAACUCGGUCCAUGUGAAUUCGGAACUAAGUAUGGAGCAGCUUAAGAUCCGUGUCAGCCUUUUGGAAAGAUUAAACCAAGAGCUAGAGCUGGAACUAAAGGAAGUAAAGAAACAGCCUAACCCUUCUCAUGAUUUGACCUCAAUUGACAAUACUCCUGGAGCUUUUAAUGCAAAAGAAAUUACACACACUGUCUCAGGACUUGUCCCAUCUUCUGAAGAAUUAAAGCGCAAAGAUGCUAAGAUCAUGCAAUUGGAGCAGGAACUUUUGGAAUUGAAGAUGAACAAUCUCAAAAUAGAGCAUAGCGAGGAUCUGAAGCUUUUUAAGCUUGAGAGCGCACUACAUCAAAUCAACGAUAAACUCAAGGACGUUGAAUUGAUGAACGAAAAUCUUAGAAGACACUUAAUCAUCAGCGAAAAAAUCAUCAAACACAGAGAUGAGAAGAUAAAAAAGUUGUGCUCUGUGGUCAAUGAUCAGCAGAUGCAAGUGAACCAAGAGAGUGCUCAUUUUGAGUCUAAACUUCGGGUUUUGAAGAGCAAGCUUGAUGCUCAAAGAUUCCGAGAAACUUCAAGGCGAGCGGGUAAUCUAGCAUAUGACUCACUUCCAAGCACCACAGAAACCUCCACAGAAGACGACAUAAUUGUGCAAUACGCUGAUUGGAAGCCAAUCACGCCUGUGAAGGAUUUACUGCGGGAACCGGUCACAACAUCAAAUCUUUCUCCAGCAUCACCUAAAGUCGGGCUCAAUUUAAGAAUAGUUAAACCUUUGAGAGGUGGUAGACCGGCGCGAUUUGAAGACACCGAAAAUCAAGGAUUAGAGGAUGAAUAAACUUGUUGCAUGAAGUUGUUCGAUCGAUGAUGUCAAAUAUAUCAUACCCAAGACGCCAUCUUUCGUAUCUUCUCUUUUGCUAUCGAAUUUUAGCAGAUCCCUUGCACUCACGACACUAUUUCAUCGAAUAUUAUGUCUCCUCUUAGCUGAUAACUACAAUUUUUUGUAUGAUAAGCACUUUUCAUGUAUAGCUUCCAUAUAUAUUUGUAGGACUUGGUAAUUACAAGCAUUCUUUCGC
Messenger RNA from Metschnikowia bicuspidata var. bicuspidata NRRL YB-4993, 2493 nucleotides. RefSeq names its product Kip4p (gene KIP4). Gene Ontology annotation, molecular function: microtubule motor activity; microtubule binding; ATP binding. Bases 270 to 2255 code for a protein of 661 amino acids. The record is from RefSeq and is a predicted model, not a curated record. NCBI's taxonomy places the organism in Eukaryota, Fungi, Ascomycota, Pichiomycetes, Serinales, Metschnikowiaceae. The transcript has a single exon. Gene Ontology annotation, biological process: microtubule-based movement; mitotic spindle organization.